AUGGAGAAAAGUGCAGGGGAGAGAGAAAAGAACCUUGGCAAUGAGUGUUAUAAAAAACAAAAUUUCGAAGAUGCCCUUGUGCACUACAAUGAAGCUAUUAAACUGGAACCAAACAACCAUGUCUAUUACUCAAAUAAAAGCGCUGUACUUUUUAACUUGAAAAGAUACUCAGAAGCACUUGAAGCGGUAUUAAAAUGUAUGGAAAUAGACCCAACAUUCGUGAAAGGAUACUCAAGACUUGUGUUGAUUUACAAAGAGCUUGGUGAUAUAGAUAACGCAAUCAUAACACAAAAGAAAAUUGUUGAUCGCGAAAUGAAUUAUUCAAAUUUUAAGAAGUAUGAGGAACUCAUAUCAAUUAAAAGCAAUCAAGAAAACAAAGAGGUUCAACCUCAUACGUGUGCAAUCAACAAAUGUGAAUAUGUUUUGGUCUCCGAAUGUCAAAAUCUCUAUGCUAAAAACGAGUACAUCGCGGUUUUGGAAAAGGUGAAUAACGCUCCUUCAGAUAUCGACCAAAUCACAAAGUCCAAAAUUUUACUCGAGAAAGUGAAAGCAUUAAAAGCACUGAACAAGGAAUUUAUGCCAGAUUUAAGAGAAAGUAUUAGACUCUAUCCAUCUAAAGAGGCAUUCGACCUCACACAACCAUUUUAA
This is a messenger RNA of Entamoeba invadens IP1, 648 nucleotides long. Its product is annotated as HSP70-interacting protein, putative. Gene Ontology annotation, molecular function: Hsp90 protein binding. The transcript has a single exon. The coding region runs from base 1 to 648 and encodes 215 amino acids. The record is from RefSeq and is a predicted model, not a curated record. NCBI's taxonomy places the organism in Eukaryota, Evosea, Mastigamoebida, Endamoebidae.